This is a messenger RNA of Darwinula stevensoni, 379 nucleotides long. Lineage: Eukaryota; Metazoa; Arthropoda; Ostracoda; Podocopida; Darwinulidae. The record is from the annotation of a GenBank genome assembly.
AUGGAAACUCAUAUUUUCAAUGUUGAGAUGACCUGUGAAGGAUGCUCUGGAGCUGUCAAACGAGUACUUGGCAAGCUAGGGGAUUCUGUGGAAAAUGUGGACAUUGACAUGGAAAAGAAAAAAGUUUAUGUAAAAUCAGGACUAAGCUCUGAUGAGUUGCUCAGUGUCAUCAAGAAAACAGGUAAGAAUACAAUCUAUGAAGGUGUCAAAGAGAACUUGUGACUUGUAACAGGAAGAAGAGGCAUUCUAUCCUCUCAUCAUCACUCACUGGCAGAAUUGGUGGCACUUUGACUAUACAAUCUCCAACUUAUGGUCUCAGGCAUCAAAUAACUUGGUUCAGUAUGCCAAUUUUGCUUCACUAUUGUGAUUUUUUGGGGGC